UGCGCCUGUUUCCCGCUGCCCAUAGCAACAGCAGUGGCUAGUCCGCAGUUGAGCGAUGGUUACUAGGGUUAGCUGUUAUGCUAACCUAGCUAACUAAAUGACAAAAAUCGCUUUUCUGUGUAUUUUAUAAAUGUAAUGUAUGGCUGUGCAGCCUUAAUAAGCAGUAAAUAAUAAAUAGUAAGCAGGGCUCGGUGUGUGAUGGCGGAGAAGCGGCGCUCCGGGGUGGGCGCGGCGGUGGCGGACUCCGGUAAGGCCGGGAAGGCGGAGAGCGAUGAGGAGCUGCUGGCUCAGGCCGGGGUCGGGCUGCUGCUGCGGGACGCGCUGCUGAAGCUGGUGGAGGCGCGGUCCGAGGACCCCAUUGGGUUCCUGGCCGAGCACUUCAGUAACCUGGUGUCGGAGGCGGAGAGCGGCCCGGGCGGCGGAGCUGGAGCAGAGGACGGGCCGAAGCAGGAGGAGCAGAGCUCGGCGGAGGAGCAGCAGCAGCUCAGCCGGGCACUGUGGCACCUCAGCCUGGCCCAUCACUCUCAGAGAUCUGCAUUCAACAACAACAUCCGCGUGGCCUACGACCUGCUGACCCUGUGUGGCUCCAGUUGGAGUGGUUCCGGUGGCGUCCAAGGCCGUCUGUACACCGAAAUGCUGCAGUGCCUGUGCAGUGAGGGUGGCCUGUCUGGUACCACGGCGGCUCCAUUGCUCCGCAGGAUUCGAUGCCAUGACUACGAAGCUGUGCCGUAUGAGCUGUUCCGGCAGGGCGUGCUCACGUGCGCUGCGUUCGCCGACUACAUUCGUAAGUCCCAGUGCCUGUACGCUGCCGUGGCCAGCCGCCCGGAGAGGCCUGCGGAGAGGGCACUGUGCCGUGCUGUAUUGGGUACCCUGGAGGAGGCGCUGGACACCUCGCACGGGGCCGAUUCUGCUCGCUUCCUGGAGGCCAGUGCCAAGAUCUCACCGGCCAAGCUGGCCCGGGCCAUGGCUGAGGUGCACGUCACCAGCAAGCUGCAGGAAGGCCCAACCAUGGAUGCUAGGGAGUUUGAGGACGCUGCUGCUGCGUUGUUCAUAGCCAGGGUACGAGUGGUCAGCUGAACUGACCUGGAGAUUAGAAUGGACAACUGAUCUAAGUAUCUCAGCUUAGUCUUCCAAUCAUGAGUUGUACACUUCUGAGAAUGUUUUUUUUUCUUCCUGGCAGUAAUUUAUUAUGUUAUUUAUUACGUAUGUUUAUUUACAGUACAGGCCAAAAGUUUGGACACACCUUCUCUUUUUCAAUGCUUUUUCUUUAUUUUCAUGACUAUUUACAUUGUAGAUUCUCACUGAAGCAUCAAAACUAUGAAUGAACACGUGGAGUUUUAUGUACUUAACAAAAAAGGUGAAAACAUGUUUUAUAUUCUAGUUUCUUCAAAAUAGCCCCCCUUUGCUCUGAUUACUGCUUUACACACUCUUGGCAUCAUUCUCUCAAUGAGCUUCAAGAGGCGGUCACCUGAAAUGGUUUUCUUGAAGGAAGGAGUUCCCAGAGGUGUUUAUUAGCACUUGUUGCCCCUUUGCCUUCUUCACUCUGUGCUCCAGCUCACCCCGAACCAUCUGGAUUGGGUUCAGGUCCGGUGACUGUGGAGGACAGCUCAUUUUUUGUAAAGUACAUAAAACUCCACAUGUGUUCAUUCAUAGUUUUGAUGCUUCAGUGAGAAUCUACAAUGAAAAUAGUCAUGAAAAUAAAGAAAAAAGCAUUGAAUGAGAGGGUGUGUCCAAACUUUUGGCCUGUACUGUAUGUAUAUGAUAAAUGAAAUGUGUAUCUCAUGAUACAAAUUGAAUGCACCAAAUAAUGGAAACUGUCUGUUUAUUUAAAGAAGCAAUAUUAUGUAGUAGUCUUUUUCAUCGUUUCAUCAUUAAAGCAAAAAGGAAACUUGGGUGUCAA
Astyanax mexicanus (Mexican tetra) is the source of this 1900-nucleotide messenger RNA. It is a transcript of the gene tpgs1, whose product is annotated as tubulin polyglutamylase complex subunit 1. Gene Ontology annotation, biological process: protein polyglutamylation. Lineage: Eukaryota; Metazoa; Chordata; Actinopteri; Characiformes; Acestrorhamphidae. Gene Ontology annotation, molecular function: microtubule binding. The coding region runs from base 199 to 1077 and encodes 292 amino acids. The transcript has 2 exons. The record is from RefSeq and is a predicted model, not a curated record.